This is a messenger RNA of Sodiomyces alkalinus F11, 1191 nucleotides long. RefSeq lists its product as hypothetical. The coding region runs from base 244 to 1026 and encodes 260 amino acids. Gene Ontology annotation, cellular component: nucleus. Gene Ontology annotation, molecular function: transcription corepressor activity; transcription factor binding. The record is from RefSeq and is a predicted model, not a curated record. Lineage: Eukaryota; Fungi; Ascomycota; Sordariomycetes; Glomerellales; Plectosphaerellaceae. Gene Ontology annotation, biological process: negative regulation of DNA-templated transcription. The transcript has 2 exons.
CACUACUCCGUGAUUACUACCGUGUAGCUUUACGGAGAGCUCUCCCAUCUUGGCUCACGAUGCGCAGGCAAAUACAGCCGAAUGCUCCCCCAGAGAACUAUAAUUCCUGACGGCGAUAUUACACCCACUAUCACGAAUUAGAACCCCUGAUGCAACGUAAUGAUGACCAACACAACCUAACGAACUUGAAGCCUACCGACGAGACGGAAAACGAAAGGAAGCACCAGCUGAGGCCCUUCCACGAUGGCGACGCCGCCAAUUGACCGUCACGAGGCCACGCCGUUCCUCCUCCGCCUUUUUUACAGGGAGGGCUCCUUUCACAGGCCCGAAGAGUUCGCCGCUCGACCCCUCCCCCCAUCUCUCCCCCUCUAUGCCUGGCACGACUGCACGCUCAACGAACUCGCUCUCCAAGUCGCCGCCGAGCGGCCGUCUCUGCUGCCAACACCAGCCAUCGGGACCCGCCUCGCCUUCCGGCUCGUGAUUCCAGACACGCGAGCAGGCGCCGGCGCAGCCAGUUCAGACCCCCACCAUCGUCAUGCUCCACCGCGAUUUAUGGUCAAGGACCUAGGCAGUAUAGUUAUCGGGGGAGACGUACCGGGCGUCGCAAACGGCUUUGACACUGUUGAUGCCGAGGAGCUCGUCGGCGUUGCAAGGAGGCCCCCAUCUCCCAUCGGCGAGAAGGCGAAAACGGGCGGUUCCGCGGGUGACACGACGCUCCAAAGUGCCAAGUUCGUGAUCGGGGACUACAUUUCUUGCGCCAUCCUCCCGCCGUUACCGGAUGGGUCUAUAGCACCAGAGCCGAGCGCGUGGGAGGCGCCACUAACUCGCAACGCUAGAGGGCUGGGAGAUUCGGGGCCAUAUGCACGCGGAGGACGACGCGAUAUCGGAUUUGGACGGGCGAGAAGAGAUCGUGGAAGAUCGGGACUGGGAAGUUUUGUUCCUGAGGGAGAGUGGCGGAGGGGGGAAAGGGUACCUGGGCAAGCGCCUGAUCGAUCAUGGGGAGGCCGGCGCGGACGGGGACGAUGAGAAACUGAGGGCAUGCAUGGGGAGGCUGUCUCAAAUUGGCGUUCUGGGUCUCGGGACGGUUAAAAUUGGGCUUGAUUGGCGCAUCCAUACCCCCUUAUCGUAAUUCCGGCGAGCAUCAUAUCAUCACGCUCUUCAAACCGCGUAGCUGCAACCGAAGAAACCAAG